UGACAUUUUACUGAGUCAUAUUUUCUGAUACACGAAUUAUGUUGUUGGGUCGGAUUGCAUUUACUGCCUAUAAUUACUAAUUUUGUAAUAUACUUUCAUCGUCACCAUAUUUUAGUAAUAUAAAAUUAAAAUGGCUGCUACCAGGAGGCUUCAAAAGGAGUUAAACGACAUCAGGCAAUCGGGAUUGAAGUCAUUUAGAGACAUUCAAGUCGAUGAAUCUAAUAUUCUUACAUGGCAGGGCUUGAUCGUACCCGACAAUCCCCCUUACAAUAAAGGUGCCUUUCGUAUUGAGAUUAAUUUCCCAGCUGAAUACCCAUUCAAACCCCCCAAGAUUAGUUUCAAAACAAAAAUCUACCAUCCCAACAUUGAUGAAAAAGGUCAAGUGUGUCUACCUAUAAUUAGUGCUGAAAAUUGGAAACCAGCUACAAAGACUGAUCAAGUUAUCCAAGCUCUAGUAGCACUUGUAAACGAUCCAGAGCCGGAGCAUCCAUUACGAGCUGAGCUUGCAGAAGAAUUCCUAAAAGACAGGAAAAAGUUCACAAAGAAUGCAGAAGAAUUCACCAAGAAACAUAGUGAAAAACGGCCCACAGAUUAAAGUCGCCUAGUACAAAUUUCUUUGACUUUACAAUGGUAAAUGGCAUUUUCAAUAUGAAACAAGUAUUUUAACUUAUGUGUGCAUUUAACCUAUAAAAGUAAAUCGAUCAUCUUUUCUCUUGUUCAGAAAGAACUCAUUCACUACUGUAAAGUUAAAGGUUUUUCUGUAAGGCUAGGUAAUGUUACUCCUCAAUCACUGCUUGCAAGACUUGCACCUUACUGUAAGUAAUUUAAAGAUGCAAAUACAUAUUGGCCAAAUAUAAAAGCUUAAAAUCUUAGCUUAGUUUUUAUUAUCUGGUCAUUUAAGUUUUUUUUUAUAUGUGAGAGUUAUUUGCUUAUGUUGUCAAUUUUUUAUUUAUAUUAGAACCAUUGUGGAACUAAACCUGAUGCAUUUGAAGUAAAUUUCUGUUGUCGUCACUCGGAAAGACUAGCUUUGUUUAUAAACUUGUAAAUAGGUGUCAUGAUAGUAAUUGCUAAUAUAUCUCUGAUCUUAGUAUGAACAAUUUAUUAAUCAAUUUAUGACUUACCUGUGUUUCCGUGGUUCAUACUGAACAGAAUACCUUAAUUUAUUUGUUGCAGGUAAUUUUGCAUUAUGUUAAAUAUUAAAAUUUAGUUUCAAUAUUUUACCUGACAAUAAGCCACAUUUAUCUAAAUACUGAAACAUGAAGUAGCUCUGCUAAAUUGGCAAUUAAAAUCACAGAUAUUAUUAGUGUGACUGUCCAUUCAAUUUCUUAAGUUAUAAUCUUGUAUUGAACAAUUUAAUGAGAGAACUCUAAAUACAUCUUUUCCACAUA
Papilio machaon (common yellow swallowtail) is the source of this 1388-nucleotide messenger RNA. RefSeq names its product ubiquitin-conjugating enzyme E2 L3 (gene Ubc10). Lineage: Eukaryota; Metazoa; Arthropoda; Insecta; Lepidoptera; Papilionidae. The transcript is spliced from 4 exons. Bases 131 to 595 code for a protein of 154 amino acids. The record is from RefSeq and is a predicted model, not a curated record.